Medioppia subpectinata is the source of this 2394-nucleotide messenger RNA. The record is from the annotation of a GenBank genome assembly. Lineage: Eukaryota; Metazoa; Arthropoda; Arachnida; Sarcoptiformes; Oppiidae.
AUGGUUACGGCCGACGCCAAAAUGGCCACUUACCAUGGUGAUAAUCUUAAGCAUUAUGUGCUUACACUUAUGGCCACCGUAGAGCUCAUCUAUAGUGAUGCGAGUAUUGGAAACGCUGUUAACAUAGCAUUAGUGAAACUAACUGUAUUGGAUGAGAACGAGAGUAGAGAUGUAAUCCAUACGUCGGCGUCGAAGACAUUGCGCCACUUCUGCCGGUGGCAACACAUGCACAAUGAGGCCAAUGAUAGUCAUCGCUAUCAUUACGACACCGCUAUUUUGCUAACUCGAGAAGACUUGUGCCGAAUGCCCAAUACAUGCGAUACUUUAGGUUUAGCCCAAUCCGGACAGAUAUGUGACGCCACUGCCAGUUGUGCGGUCAUAGAAGACAACGGUCUGAGCGCUGCCUUCACUAUUGCUCAUGAAUUAGGACACGUCUUAAGUAUUCCUCACGACGACGACGACAAGUGUUUUAAAUAUCAUCGACAAGACCAGGAAAAUGAAGAUGAAAGAAGCAAACAUAUUAUGGCGCGUAUGCUUGACUAUACGAGCCAUCCCUGGUCCUGGUCUUCAUGUUCACGACAUUUUAUCACUCAAUUCUUUGAUGAUGGGAAUGGAGAUUGUUUGCUGGACAAGCCUUCGGAAAACCUGCUCAAUGACAUACUAUGGCGCGCCAGUAGUGACCACUUCUCCAUAAUGGAGUUGAGACAACCGGGAGAGUUGUUUGAUAUGGAUCUUCAGUGUCAGCUGGUGUUUGGUCCCACUUCACGGAUAUGUCCGUAUAUGCCUGUCUGUAGACGACUUUGGUGUACAAUCAGCAGUGAAGGAGGGGGUUGUCGGACACAACACAUGCCAUGGGCUGACGGCACCACAUGUGGUCAAAGCAAAUGGUGUCAACGCGGAGAGUGUGUUUCCAUUGAUAAACUGGAUUCGCAUCCAAUCGAUGGUCAAUGGGGGGAAUGGAAACACUUCGAGGAAUGCUCUCGAAGUUGUGGCGGAGGAAUACAACAAUCACUUAGAGAGUGCGAUACCCCCAGACUGCCGGAUGCGAUCAUAUUUUGGGAAGUGAUGUUCAACCAGACAAUUGUGGAAUAUGGCUAUAAUUUAGUAGUGGUUUUGCCGAUCGGAGCGACAAAUAUUCUUAUUGAACAAUCGGGUACUUCAAGUACUGACGACAACUAUUUAGCCCUUAGAGCUCAUGAUUUGACUUAUUUACUAAACGGGGAGUUUGUGGUUAGUAUGUUUCACAAGGCUAUUCGGUACGGAGGCAUCACAAUUGAAUACAGCGGAUCGAAUCAAGCCAUUGAACGCAUCAAUACAAGUAAACCACUGACUCGACCCUUAUAUGUCGAGGUGAGUAUUCCACUACCAUGGACCAUGGUAUUAAGUGUUGGUAACUUAUCAUCUCCUGAAGUGAUCUUCCAGUACUCUAUAUCUGUUGAACGCAAUGAAUACAUAUGGCGUACAGAAGACAAAUCAAGUGAAUCGUCAACUGUUUUACAAACAAUUACAUCAAUAGAUGCUAAAUAUGUGAAAUCCAUCACAAAUGCCAUCACAUGGAGUGAUGUACAAAGUGUGGCCACAACUACCUAUUUGUUGAAAGAGUCUCAAACAUCACUUACAAGUCUAACCAUUUCGUCGUUCAUAAGCACUCCAUUCUAUGCGAUCACAACUUUAUCAACACUUUCAGAACCAAGUGUUUUCCCAGAAGUGAUGAGUACUGAGAGCUCAAUGAUAUCAGCGACGAGUGAAAGAAACGAAGUAAUGAAUGUCGCGGUCAAUGUGGCUAAAGUGGUAUCUGAGGUGAAGUGGACUUUCUCUCAAUGGUCUCACUGUUCGGUUUCGUGUGGAAAUGGAACUCAAACAAGAGGUCCGUUGUGUUCCUCAAAGUGGGAUCAAAAUCGCGUGUUUGAGUGCAGCUCUCAAUCCAAACCCUCGCCACAAAUUCUUCCCAAUCAGUUCUGUGAUCCCUCGACCAGACCUAAGAAUAUCAGACGCUGUAAACAGAAUACCUGUCCUUUCGUUUGGCAAACCAACCAUUGGUCUCAGUCGAGGAGCGGUUUGGAAACCAAGUAUUUGGCAAUCGGUUUGUUCUUUAUUCAAAGCAAUGACUACCGCUUUGCAGAGAGCCAAUCAGGCGGCUGGCAGAUCGCUUUCGGCGAGGCUGGCGACUGCUAUUCUGUGAUGCAUUGCCCUCAGGGACAGUUCAAAAUCAAUUUGAAGGGCACGGGUCUCAGUGUUUCACCCAAAACUAAAUGGUCAGUCCAGGGAAGUAAAGCAACCAAACAUAUUGACCGAAUCGAUGGUGGACAGGUUGUGACGGGUCGUUGUGGUGGUUAUUGCGGUCGUUGUACGCCAUCCAAUGGCUUAUAUCUUGAUCUCUACGAAUAUUUAUAA